This is a messenger RNA of Protobothrops mucrosquamatus (brown spotted pit viper), 2094 nucleotides long. It is a transcript of the gene ENO4, whose product is annotated as enolase 4. Bases 12 to 1889 code for a protein of 625 amino acids. Gene Ontology annotation, biological process: glycolytic process. NCBI's taxonomy places the organism in Eukaryota, Metazoa, Chordata, Lepidosauria, Squamata, Viperidae. Gene Ontology annotation, cellular component: phosphopyruvate hydratase complex. The transcript has 14 exons. The record is from RefSeq and is a predicted model, not a curated record. Gene Ontology annotation, molecular function: magnesium ion binding; phosphopyruvate hydratase activity.
GGUGGGGGAUCAUGGCGCGCCGGGAAACUUACACGGGGAGGGGAGGGCAAUCGGAGCCGGAUCGACGGUUUUCUAUCAUGGAUCUCAAACAGCAGGCUGCAGAGUAUUACCGGAGCAAUGAAGUACCGCAGCGCUUGGAGGAAGUACUCAACACCAUGUUCUACCAGCGUCCCGGGGAUCUCUACGGUUAUCUGGCAAACUUCUUCUCUGAAUUAUCAAAACCUCCAGUGAUAUGCAAAUUAGAUGCUAAAAGUGUGCUGGAUGGAACUGGUCGACCAACAUUAGAAGUUGAAGUCUUUUGCCGAGUUAGGGACUGUGAAAAGAUUAUUUGUUCCAGCAUGAUCUCAUGUCAUGCUGAAAUUCUUGAAAAUGCUUCAGCAGAAGCAAUUGAUGCAGAUGAAAAGGAAAGAUGCGAAUCAUUGAAUACGGCAAUUGAAUGGAUAAAUGAAUCCCUGAAUGAAAUGCUCAGAGGCCUUCAGCCUAGUGACCAACAAAACAUUGAUGAGUUAUUAGGUGAUUAUUUUACAAGGAAAUACGAAGAAGACAAAGAAAAAAGGGAACCUGCAAAAGAAAAAGAAAGUCAGGAAGUGAUGGCACCUGCUUCUCCAUUGGCCACCAUACCUCCUGGAAAAAAGAAACCAAACAAAACAGGCAAAAAAAUGUCUGUGAUAGAAAAGCCAAUAGUCCCAGCAGAGCUCCCUGAACCUGUACUUAUGGGCAGUUUGGCUAUUGGAUGUACAUCACUUGCUAUUGCAAAGAGUGCUGCAACUGUUCGUGACAUACCUUUGUACUUAUAUAUUACUUUGCUGAAACAUGAUCAGAAGAUGCCAAAAGAACUGGUUAUACCACUGCCAAUGAUAACAGUUUUAAAUUGUGGGAAAACAUCACCUGGAAAACUGAAUGUAAUGAAAGAAGUGAUGCUGAUCCCUCCUGCCUGGUUAACAGUUAAACAAGCCAUAACAAGAUGUAUGGAUAUUCAGAAACAGAUGUUGAAAUUGAUAGAAAAAAUGAAUAAAGAGUCUGGUUCUGCAAUAGAUGACAAAAAAGCUGCUUCACGAGAUGCAGGGAAAAAGACGCUGCUUCCUGUUCCUAAAAAAAUAUCCCAUUUAGGUUGUCUAGUAAUGGGAUACGAAAGUCUAGAACAACCACUAACUUUGAUCCAAUCAGCAUGCACAAAUCUUUCCUUGGAAUUAGGAACAGAUAUAUACUUGGGGAUAAAUUGUGCUGCUCAUGAACUAAUGGAUUAUAAUAAAGGAAAAUAUGAAGUAAUUUUUGGAACACCCAAAUCUGCUGAUGAAAUGGUGGAUAUGUAUCUAGAUCUGGUUAAGAAAUUCCCUUCUAUUUUAACUUUAAUAGAUCCAUUGAGAAAAGAGGACCGUCAACAAUGGAUCCAUCUGUACAAUGUUUUGGGUUCUAAAUGUUAUUUAAUUGCAGAAGACUCAUGCAGGAAUUUGACUAAAGUUCUGAGUUCUAAAAAAAGCAAUAUGCCAAAAUGCAGUGGUCUUGUAAUAAAACAUAUCAAUGAAGCUAAAAUUUUGGACCUUGUACAAAUGACCCAGCGAUUAGAUGGUUGGAGGCACCUUUCCAUCUUAGGAAGUCCAGAUGGAGAAUCUUCUGAUGAUAGCCUUGCAGACCUGGCUGUUGGACUGGGAACCAAAUUCAUCAAACUGGGAGGUCUUUCCCGUGGAGAGAGGAUAGUCAAGUACAAUCGACUUCUUGCAAUAGAGGAAGAAUUAAACAAGAAUGGAAGGCUUUGUGAAAGAGAUGAGUAUGAAUUCAUUGACUUUACUGAAGAGGAAGAAGAGGAAGAGGAAGAAGAAGAGGAGGAAGAAGAAGAAAAAAUUGAUUAUACUGAUUCUCCUUCAGGGAGUACACAAGCUAUAGUCUAGAAAUUAAUGUUUCAGAUUUGACAUUGGCUAAUUCAAGCUGACCCUGAAAUUCUUUUGUGAAUGCAUUGCAUCUUUCCCAAGAUAGCAACUGUGAUAAAAAUGUAAAUUUAUUUCUCUUAUUGUCAUUAAAAGUUAUUUUAUUUUUGGUUUUAUUUUGUCAAUGACUGAAUAUUUCCUUCUUUCAAUUCUAUUUGUUCCUAUGCUC